AUGUUGGAACCAGAAGAAUAUCUCUAUGCUCUUGACUGGAAUAACAACAUAUCGGUUGUAGCCAUCACCCUGCUAUCCUACGACUAUAUGCUUCAGUUCGAGAAAGAGGUCACGUUUGUUUGGCAAAGGCAGUGGUCAGUGAUGACAUAUCUAUACCUUGUUGUGAGCUCUACCCUGCCAAAGUGCUUCAUGUUUCCCAUUUCGUUGCCAUAUCAGGUUCGAUAUUUUGGUAUUGUCCUUGCAAUGAUUUGCGCCGUCUGGGGAGGUCUAUUUUAUAUACCUGAAGCACCGUACGUCACAAUUGUGAGUAUAUCGUAUUCAACUGAAACUAGCUUUGCUUAUCAUCAAAUUGAAAUAGGUUAUGGUAUAUUCGUGUUCAUGCAAUGGGGUUUUUCUGUAUAUUUUUGCUUGGUGGAAGUCAUUCUCAUCUGGCGUCUUUACGCCCUACACAACCAAUCAAAGCUCAUACUUUAUGUUCUACUGGGGUUGCUCCUACCUAUCGUCGCGCUCUAUAUAGCGGUGGAUGCAUUUUUAUGGAGCCGGCCUUCAGCGAUCUCAGUGCAAGAAAUCAUAAUAACUCCAAAUAUCAAGUACUGCACAACUUUCUUCCACAUCGGGCCUAUGCAUAUGAUCUACGCUUCCAUCCCCGUCAUAUGCUAUGAUAUUUUCUUGGUUGUUCUCGCCAUUACCGUCUUCAGGAAGCACCUGAAAGAACGAAAGGAACUUAAAAUGAAGCCUAACACCUACGUAGUGAUGAUCAUCCAAUAUCAUGUCAUAUACUUUGUCAUGAAUUUGGCAACUCAAAUAUUCAUGGCGACAUUGUGGGCCCGCCCUUCGACGGUGGUGCUGUAUCUGGUAAUAUUGUUCAAGCUUACCGCGCCAUUUAUUAUCGUGCCACGUCUCAUCAUCAGCAUUUGGGAUACGCAUGCCAAUGACAACUGCGUACAUGUUAGUACGACAUUCGAGGAUUGUGUCUGUUUGACUUCGCCACCGGAAGUGGAGCAGCCCGAGGAUUGA
This is a messenger RNA of Suillus discolor, 1017 nucleotides long. RefSeq lists its product as uncharacterized. The transcript has 13 exons. Bases 1 to 1017 code for a protein of 338 amino acids. The record is from RefSeq and is a predicted model, not a curated record. Lineage: Eukaryota; Fungi; Basidiomycota; Agaricomycetes; Boletales; Suillaceae.